Molecule: messenger RNA, 354 nt
Organism: Penaeus monodon (black tiger shrimp)
Lineage: Eukaryota; Metazoa; Arthropoda; Malacostraca; Decapoda; Penaeidae
Exons: 2
Coding region: 1-354 (117 amino acids)
Source: RefSeq, a predicted model, not a curated record
AUGAUUGAAAGGGAUAGACGAAUAACCACUGAAUCAAUAGCAGAUACAUUCAACAUCUCUGUGCACACAAUUCUGGUGCAGAGUUUGGGGGUAUGCAAGCUUUCCGCUCGAUGGGUCCCAAGGCUGUUGCGCCCAAAUCAGCAGCAAACAAGGGUAGAUCUUUCAAUGGAAAUUUUGAACCAGUGGGAUGAAGACUCUGUGAUAAGGGAUGAAACUUGGCUCUACCAGUGUGAUCCCCAGGACAAAAUUCAAUCUAAAUCACAUGACCCACAGUUUCACUCAGACGGACUCAAAGGCUGGUAUCAACGUUUGCAGAAGUGCAUUGGUCUUAAUGGAGCAUAUGUUGAAAAAUAA